GCAACUUGUAACAGUAAUGGGAACAAUUCUCAUUGUAGAAUGUGUUUUUCUAUCGGCAUCAGAUACGCGUAUAUGAGGCUAGUCGGUCGGAUGCUAUUUAAAAAAAAAUCAGUGAAAAAGUACAAAAGAUUUGGCGGGAAAAGGAAAUUGAAAGUGUCAUGGCGGCGAUUACGGCGGUAAUUUUGUGGUUAAUCAUACUUCAUUGCGGUACAUCUGAAGCUCAGAGCUUGUUUAACAAAACAGAAGUGCCUUACAAAAAAAGCGGGAUAUGCAAGAGGAUGCUUUGUAAUUCUUUGGAGAAACUGAAACUUCUAGAAGAUUGCGUGGUCGUCCUGGGAGACCUUCAGGUCAUGGUGAUGGAGAAGGCGGUGAAGAAGGAUUUUGAUAAAUUUACCUUCAGUAAAUUGAGAGAGGUGACUGGAUUCGUAAUAUUGUACAGAGUCAAAGGUUUGGAGUCCGUGGGCCAGCUGUUUCCAAACUUGGUAAGAAUUCGCGGAGACAAGGUUUUCAAUGACUUCGGUCUGAUCGUUUAUGAUAUGGAAGAUCUCAAAGAGAUCGGGCUGUACAACCUACUCAAAAUCGACAGAGGAGGUGUUAUCAUAUGGUCGGUGCCACAAGCUUGCUUCAUCACCACAGUGAACUGGAAAGCCAUAGUGCCUAUGGCCCGUCGUGUGUUCGAGUACUCUGAGGAUGCCAUGCACUGUGCAUCCGCAUGUCGAUGCACAAAUGAUCUGGAUACAAAUAAAUGUUGGAACACUAAACGGUGUCAGCGAUUCUACGAAGGACCAGAAGCGGAGAAUUGCCACGAACAAUGUUUCGGAUGCAGAAUCACAUCUCCGAACCAAUGUCUACUUUGCCGCCAUUAUACAUACAAACACGAGUGCGUUUCCGCAUGUCCAAAUGAUACACUCCUCCUGCCAGUCAACAAAUAUUGCUUAUCAGAACAAGAAUGUAAAGACCUGGGAGGUUGGGAAUGGAAGAAGACAUGCAUUUUAGAAUGUCCACUUGAUUUUGCAAAACACACAUUUGCCAAUGGAAGUGUUACUUGUAAGCCCUGCAGAAAUUGUGACGAGAUCUGUAAGAGUCUUCUCAUCCAGUCAACAAGUACAAUCGAAGCUGCAAAGAGAUGCGUAUACAUCAACGGCUCUUUGAGAAUACACAUUAAAUCAAUCCCGGGAGCCAUCGAAGAACUUCAGGCGUUCAUGGGUAGAAUCCAAAAUGUCACAGACUACGUAGAAAUACACGGAUCAGUUAUAAUCACAUCCUUAGAUUUCUUGUCAUCCCUGAGGUAUAUUGGAGGCAGAAAUUUAUAUGCCAAUAAAUAUAGCUUAGUCGUACAUGACAUGGUCAACCUACAGACCCUUUUUACAACCAAUGUUACUAACAAUCUCGAAAUUGGCAAUGGCACUAUGAAUUUUUAUAGAAAUCCAGUCUUGUGUAUUAAUGAGAUCGAAAAAUUAUUGCCAAAGUUCCGUGAAAAACCUAAUGAUAUUGAUGUGCCCAAAAAUACAAAUGGCUAUAGCGGUGGUUGUGCUCAUGCUUCAGUUCCUCUCAAUGUUACUAUUAUAAACGAAACAUCAGUUGCGGUAACAUUUCAAUUAUUAGAAGAACCCGACGUGCAUUACUCGUUGCUAUAUAUUCGAGUACCACUAGGUUCUAAAACAGACUUCGUUCCUGAAACGUGCAGUGAAUCCGAAUGGCACGCUAUUAAUGUUGCCGUAGAACCUGGAAAACAUGGAUCAGUGAACCUGACAGAUCUUCAUCCUGCCUCAAAAUACGCUCUUUGCGUUGAAAUUUACGAACCGAAGCGUAACUAUGUCGCUCGAAGCACAAUAUACAACUUCUCAACCCAUGUUGGAAAGCCAGAACCAUCAUUUAUAUCAGAACUGGUAGCGAAAAACGAUGAAGUCGUAGUUAUACGUUGGGUUGAUCAUUUAGUGUACCAACCAUAUAUAGUGCGUUAUGAGUUAGACGUAUCAUUAAUUGAAAUUUAUCCAAGGGAUGUUACAACAAGGAAUUUUUGCAAUGAUAAUUUUGAAGAAAUUGAUGAUGACAGACACGCUGUUGUUUAUCGACCACCAGUUAAUUACGAGAGAGGCUGUGAAUCUAUGUGCGGGGUAUUAUCUGAUUCCACAAAGGGAGCUUUGGUAGAAAAUUACUUUGACAUUUGCUAUGACCUUCCAGAUUUUGGUUGCAAUGUUGAGGAGUCGCCACCUCCCGGAAAUAGCUCUUUUGGGAAAUAUGUAAGGACAUUAUCUUUGAAUAUUAGUGGAUCUAAAUCUGAUUUUCAAGUUGGAGAAUUAGCGCCAUACAGGGAUUAUAGAUUUAGAUUACGUGCGUGUACAAGAGAAUUAUGCAGUAGAUCAACUAAAGGCGUUGUGAGAACGUUACGUUCGGAAUAUGCGGAUAUACCAACUUUAACUUAUGCUAGUGCCAAUGAAUUUGGCUAUAUAUCUGUUGCUUGGAGACCACCAGAAUUAACCAACGGCCCAAUUUUAGCGUACUUAAUUGAAGUGAUACCAACAAUGAAAGUGAACGAGAUCGCUCAUUUGCUGCCGCGUUCUUGGUGUGUACCUUCAAGUCAACUAAGUAUAGUCAUAAAAUAUUUUGUUGAUAAAAAAUAUGUGAUAAGAGUGUGUUCAAGAACUCUGGCAUCGAAGAGCGCAUGUGGAGAGUAUAAAUCUGUAAUUGUAUCAUCAGUUUAUGUCAAAAAUUGGACUUGGUUUGCUUGUACAUUUGGUAUUGUAUUAUUUAGCGCAUCAAUUGUUGUGGGCAGACUUAGGAGAACUCGCAGACAAGUGGAUGAUAUGAUACCUUUAGUGGAAUAUGUGUAUAAUGACAGUCAGUCUCCAACUCUUACGCCGGAGGAUAUGCCUUCAUGCUCGAGUGCCAUUGAUUAG
Molecule: messenger RNA, 2900 nt
Organism: Amyelois transitella
Lineage: Eukaryota; Metazoa; Arthropoda; Insecta; Lepidoptera; Pyralidae
Product: insulin-like growth factor 1 receptor
Exons: 7
Coding region: 159-2900 (913 amino acids)
Molecular function (GO): protein binding
Source: RefSeq, a predicted model, not a curated record